Molecule: messenger RNA, 525 nt
Organism: Apus apus (common swift)
Lineage: Eukaryota; Metazoa; Chordata; Aves; Apodiformes; Apodidae
Gene: NDUFA11
Product: NADH:ubiquinone oxidoreductase subunit A11
Exons: 4
Coding region: 48-458 (136 amino acids)
Biological process (GO): mitochondrial respiratory chain complex I assembly
Source: RefSeq, a predicted model, not a curated record
CGCGAGAGCGCGGCGGGCGCGCGGUGCGGCCGUGGCCUUGCGGCGCCAUGUCGGGCUACUGGGACGGCCCCGAGGGCGAGCAGUGCCCGCGCCGGGCCUGGCUGGCCACGCGCGUGGGCGCCGCCGCGGGCCUGGUCGGGGCGGCCUAUCGCAUCAUCCUGCUGCAGCCCAGCUCGGCCCUGGCCGCUCUGCAGAUGGCGGCCGCGGACACCGUCACCAUGGCUACACUAGGAGCUGUGUUUGGCGUAACGACCUGCCUCAGUGCCCAGGUCCGAGAGGAACCAGAGGAUCCCUUAAACUACUUCAUAGGUGGAUGUGCAACUGGAGCUGUCUUAGGUGCAAGAGCCCACAGUUACAUGACUGGCACCACUGCGUGUUUGGGGCUUGGAAUUACUGCUGCUCUGAUCAAGAUCGGCAACAAGGAGGGCUGGAGGCUGACGGGGCCUCCCAAGCUGUGAAUGUUGCCUCUCCUCCCUGGAUGCUGUGUGUAAGCAGGUGUUGAGUAAUAAAGAUACUGUCACAUCA